UUGAAAUGUCAAUUUUCACAAGUGAAUGGAUUUAAACCAUCUGAAGAAUGGCUUUGACUGUAAAAGAGGCAGACUCCAGGCCAGAGGCGUCUGAAACUAAAACUGUACGAAAUGGCCAACACCAUGAUAAAGCUUCUGCAAAUAUAAAUGAAGUUAAAACGUCGAGAUCUGAGAGUUUUUGCAAAGGGCUUGCUGUCGUAAUUGUUAUGAUAGCUUUUGUCUAUCACUUGCUACGUGGCGCCCAAGAGGGGAGUGACAGCUGCACACGUCUUUUGACCAAGGGAGAAUGGAAAUCGAACGAAAUGUGGCAACCUUUUGGUUGCAUGAUUCAUCAAUAUCACAGAAAAAAGAUCAAGACGUGCUUGAAAAACAGGCCACUGGCCUUGAUUGGUGAUUCCAGAAUAAGAGAUGUGUAUUAUUUGUUGCUCCAUGAACUGGGUGGCACAGAUGACAGAGCUAAGAAAAAACGGCAUUAUAAUUUGUCAUAUACUGGCCCGGACAAUGUCUCUAUAAAUUUCUUUUGGAUGCCAGAAGUCAAUUCAUCUAUGGAAAACUUAUUCAAACAUUGGCUGAAGCAUUCAGUUGGUCGACCAAGUUUUAUUGUUGCUGGUGCUUUAUUGUGGACAUUAAAGAAAGACAAACACCUCUUGGAUGAAUAUAAAAUGAACUUUACCAGAGUCAAAGACGUCAUGAAUUCACUUGGAACUGUUAAUGAUGGCGAGUUUGAGAAAAUGUUGAAAGCAUCCAAGGCUUUGAAAAUUAAAGUGAACACAGAUGAAUUUCCUAAAUCUCCUGUGAUUGUUUGGAAAUUGCAAGAACCUGUUGAUGAGUUACAAUUGAAUGCAGCAAGAAGAUCUAUCACAGUUGAAAAGAUCAAUAUCUUUAACAAUAUGGCUGAAAUUGCUUUGUAUAACACAUCUGUAAAGGUCUUCAAACCAGGAAUGCUAGUCAAGAAAGAAGAACCCUCUUCAACAAUAGAUGGCAUGCAUUAUAUAAAUGAGGUUGUACAAUGGGAACUGGACAUUUUGUUAAAUCGUUUUUGUAAUGCAUACAUCAGACCAGUGGAUGCCACAUGCUGUGUACCCAGAGAACACACAACGCAACUUCAGUAUAAUUCUUUUGCCGUCUUUGUAGCUUGCACCUUGUUAUUUCUUGUCAUGUUCUGUUGCCGAAAUUGUCGUUCAUCCCAAGUGACACAAAAUGAUGUUGAAAGCAAUGGAAACCAACAGAAAUCAACUUGUCAAUGGUUUUGGUCAGAAAGAACGUACUGCGUCCUUAAAGCGAUGGCCAAAUUAACUUUAAUCAUGGCGUAUUUCUUUGUUUGUGACAGAACGAGUAUUUUCAUGAAGGAACAUAAACAAUAUAGCAACGAAGUCGUAGCGAUCACGUUGGUCAUCUUUCUUCUUCUUGGUGCCUACACUUGGUCGUCAGUGAAACAGAUUGCGUUUUUGAAUCGUGACCAAUCGGAUGAAUGGAAAGGCUGGGCGCAGUUGAUGAUUCUUCUGUAUCAUUAUAUCGGGGCCAGUAAGGUUCUGCCAUUCUACGUGUUUAUUCGUCUGCUGGUGGCAUCCUAUCUCUUCAUGUCGGCCUACGGUCAUUUCACGUACUUCUGGAAAAAAGGCGAUUUUAGUUUAUACAGAGUUUGCCAGGUCGUUGUUCGUAUAAACAUCUUCGUCGUUGUCCUUUGUCUUAUCAUGGGACGUCCCUAUCAAUUUUAUUAUUUUGUUCCUUUGGUUACGUUCUGGUUUUUUGUUCUGUACGUAGUCCUCUUGUUCUAUCCUUCCGUUACUGCUAAACUAGUGGAAGAUGAUCCAAAGUACUUAACAUGGAUAGCUGUGAAGCUUCUUUUUAUGUUUACUACAACGUAUUUAGUUUGGAAAUCACCGGUUAUAUGCCGAUGGAUAUUCUCUCAGUGGGCCAUCAAAGAACUGUUUGUUGAUCAACAAGAUAACGUCAGAGAAUGGAUAUUUCGAACAAAUUUAGAUCGUUAUAUGGUCACGUAUGGCAUGUUUUUUGCCGUGAUUUAUCAACUAUCACGUAGUCAUGGCAUCAUCGAAGACAACAACACCAAGAGAUUGUUUCCACGAGCCGUCUCCUACCUUGUCAACUUUAUGUGCUUCAUGACAAUCAUGGGUUACUCUAUACAAGCUUAUGGCUGCCGUGACAAGGUUCAGUGUAACGCCGUUCAUUCUGUUGUCUCGUUUCUACCAAUAACGGCGUUUCUUUUGUUGCGUAAUGUCAGCGGUUUUAUGCGUUCACAUUUCAGUACGUUUUAUGCUUGGGUGGGGAAGAUAUCCUUGGAGUUGUUCGUUGGGCAGUACCAUAUCUGGUUAGCGAACGACACGAAGGGUGUUCUGGUCCUUAUUCCUGAGCAGCCUUUGUUGAACUUGCUCGUUACCACGUUUGUCUUCGUCUGUGCCUGUCACGAGGUGAACAAAAUAACAGUCGUGCUGUCUGAGGCGCUGGUUGCGAAAGACGUGCGGGUUAUGUUAAGAAGACUCGUAAUAUUUAUUAUUAUGUUAUUUAUAAUUUGGUGGCAUAAAACUCACCACGAUAAAGGCAAAAUUCGUUGAUGUGUGUUGAUACCGUGGGUAAAGAUCUCUGCAGACCUCUGGGAUUUGUGAUGCAUAUUCUUCUUUUGAUAGAUGUGAAGAAGUGGACACCUGUUUUUAGAUAGCGUAGUUCAUAUAAGAGUAUCUAUCAAUGUGGGCGUUUAUAACUAACUUCAGUAACUUGCUCAUUCGCAUCUGUCAAAGGAGGAAAAUAAUGCCUGAAAUGUACGACGUAAACCCAGAUGGUUUGAUUUCUGCCGGUGGAUCCAAGUUGCAUUUUCUGCCAUUUCUGCCUUCGUAAUUGUAUAAUCUUUCGAUGUUGUAAUCGCAAGUAAUUUAAGGUAUUGCAAAAUCAAAAUAAUCCUAAAAGCUCUAAAUCUAAAUCUUAAAAAAAUGUAAAUAUAUUUAUUUUUA
Molecule: messenger RNA, 2966 nt
Organism: Dendronephthya gigantea
Lineage: Eukaryota; Metazoa; Cnidaria; Anthozoa; Malacalcyonacea; Nephtheidae
Product: N-acetylneuraminate 9-O-acetyltransferase-like
Exons: 22
Coding region: 48-2573 (841 amino acids)
Source: RefSeq, a predicted model, not a curated record